CGCGAGACUCGAACCUCUUCUGUCUUUUCCUCCUUCUUCUGCCCGGCUUUCUUCCCCUCCCCCACAUCGCUGACCAAGUUCUCCCGUUUCGGACCGAGUCGCCUUGUUGUUGCCGCGGAGAUUCUUCCUGCUGCUGCUGCUGCCACUGUCCCCGCCGCCACCACUGUGCUCAUUUGCCCCGACCCCUUCCUGCCGCCCUGCCCCCAGCCCCACACAAGAUGUCAGAGGAUCUAGCAAAGCAGCUGGCAAGCUACAAAGCUCAACUCCAGCAAGUUGAAGCUGCAUUGUCUGGAAACGGAGAAAAUGAAGAUUUGCUAAAAUUAAAGAAAGAUUUACAAGAAGUUAUAGAACUAACCAAAGACCUUCUGUCAACUCAACCUUCAGAAACUCUUGCAAGUUCAGACAGUUUUGCUUCUACUCAGCCCAGUCAUUCAUGGAAAGUAGGAGACAAGUGUAUGGCAAUCUGGAGUGAAGAUGGACAGUGUUACGAAGCGGAGAUCGAGGAGAUAGAUGAAGAAAAUGGCACUGCUGCAAUCACCUUUGCUGGCUACGGCAAUGCUGAAGUGACCCCACUGUUGAACCUCAAGCCUGUAGAAGAAGGAAGGAAGGCAAAGGAGGACAGUGGCAACAAACCCAUGUCAAAAAAAGAAAUGAUUGCCCAACAGCGUGAAUAUAAAAAGAAGAAAGCUUUGAAAAAAGCACAGAGAAUAAAAGAACUUGAGCAGGAAAGAGAGGACCAGAAGGUUAAAUGGCAACAGUUCAACAACAGAGCCUAUUCUAAAAACAAAAAAGGCCAGGUGAAAAGGAGUAUUUUUGCUUCUCCUGAGAGUGUAACCGGAAAAGUUGGAGUAGGAACUUGUGGAAUUGCUGAUAAACCUAUGACACAAUAUCAAGAUACCUCUAAAUACAAUGUCAGGCAUUUGAUGCCUCAAUAAUCAGAAAAACUGUUGGAUUUCAUCUCUGCAGGGCUUUACAUUUACCUUUUUAUCCUUAUAUUUUUCUAAAGGUAAAUUAUUUGUUAGAUGAGUAAGGAAGAUACCAUUGUUGUCCUUGUUUGACUUCAAUAGAAUGAAACUUGAAGAAAUUGCAUUUGAUAACUGCUAUUCAUUUAACUUUUCGUUACUACUACCACACAUUUCCUCAAAGUUUGUUGAAUAAAGCAACUUUUCUAGAUAGAUGCUGCAUAAAUACAGCACUAGAUGAAUUGUUGAUCUUCCUAAUACCAGGCCCUUACUUAAUGGAUGGUGUGUACUUUUUGUAAAGUCCUAACUUGGAAUUUUCAGAUGCUCUGAACUUGCCACAUAUUGUAGCAAUUCACUGGAACAUCAAGGCAAAAUACCAACCUGCUAAAGAAAUCUUUUUUUUUUUUCAACUUAAACCCAUAGCUGUUGCUAAUUAAGCCUAAAAAUAGGUUAAUUUGAUUAAUUUAAAAUGACAAACUUUGUUUUGAGGGUUUUCCUUCAAUGAUUUGUUUCUUAAGCCUAUUAGGCUAUCUCUAAAAUUGAUCCAGCUCUUAAAAUUUUUUCGAGUUUUAAUUUUAUAUAAAAACCAUGUUUAGGACCAGCUUCCUUUUCUAAGGGUUUUUUUCUGUUGUGUUGUUUUUUUCUUUCUUUUUUUUUUUUUUUUUUAACGUAUGCUCUUUUCCUGUGUUGAUUUUUCCCUUAUGGUAGUGGUACCAUUUUUGGAUGUGUAAUGUUUAUAUAAGAAAACAAAAAGCUGAUGUAUAGCCCUGUAUACAGUGUAGAUACUAUUUUUGUAAAAAAACAAAAAAAUCCCCAAGGCUAAAUUAAUGAACAAGAGUACUGAAUGUUUCAUCAUUAAAAAUUUAUUGUAUUUCUUGUGCAUUAAUCUGACCAUAAUUUCCCUGUAUAUUAUGUUCAUGUAGCUGAGUUUGUAAUUUUUGUUAACUAGAUCAAGUUGUCAGCAUUUGUUGGUAUAAGUGAACAUCACAGUUAUCCUGAGUUGAGUUUAAGCCAAAUAUAUGCAUAGUAAAGUGUCUUCCUAUUAAUGGAAGAUGGUGAUUUUUAGGGUAUGUGUUAAUUUCAGUUUUUGUAUGUUUAACUUUUAUUAAAUAAAGUGUUUUUAAAAUCUCCAGGGUGUGUUACCAGAAGGGUGGUGAAGUCCUAGCUGACAGCACUGAUACAGUGAUUAAGCUUCAGUCUUCUUGCUUGCAUUCAUCAUUUCCACAGAAGAGAAUAUUGACCCUGUACUCACUUUAGCAAGAUGCGUGCAUUUCUGACCAGAGAAACAAAGAAUUCAGGCUUGGAAGACACUUGACUCUAUAUCCUGGGAAAACUAUAGAGUUGAAGCCUGAGACCUGCAGCUAGGCUAGUCUUUAAUAGAUGGUAAUUGUCCAGUUGUUCAUUGCUCAGAAGUAUGCAGGAAGGAGUAAGUAUCCCUUUGGUUCUUUUGCCAGGUUUUUCCCUCCAAAAGCACUGUCAGGUUUAGUUGACAUAGCUUUCAGAGUGUGAUAAAACUGCUAGUUUAGAAGCAACUAGCUUCUGAAAUUUGUAUUUUUAAUAUGCAUUUUAGAGCUAUCUUAUGGCUUUAUGUCUCUAUAAUGCUGUUUGGUGCCCUGAUGUGAAAAUCUGAGAUAAAUAUCCCAGUUACUGCCCUACCAAUAAAGACUUCAAGCAUUCCUCUAUGACAAAGAACUAAGAGCUUGAGGAAAUGGAAAAAAUUUCAAAAUUAUAAGAAGUUAGUUGGCAGUACUUUAAAAGAGCUUCAUCUAAGCCAUUUCCCCUAAUAAUUUAUGACAGUAUAUCAAGGUAAAACAGAACCAAGAAGUGAGGUGGUCAGCCAGUACAUGUAUUCUGAACUACACUUAUUAUUUGGAAGAAUCAGAUGUAUUCCACAAGAAAACCAGUUUCCUAUUAGAUCUAGUACAUGGGCCAAGAUUUUUUUUCUUGGCAAGGCCAGCACUAAAUAUUAACUAGGGCAUUAUGCAGUGGUUACUACUAGUGUUUAACAGAUUCAAGCUCAGGUUAGUCUUUUUUUUAGAAAGACCAGGUAAUCACUAAAACCGCUGAUACAUCAAUCUUACAAAGUCUUUAUUUAAAAAAAUCUAUAGGACAUCAAAAUUGACUUCUUACAAAGUAUAACCUGUCAUGGAAUUCUGUGAAAAUGAACCAUUUUAUUAGAAAUAGUCUUUUUCUGCAAGUCCCAGAGUCAGAAUAACUAAAAUUCAAGAUUAAGGAUAAAGAAAUUAGAAGAUUGCAUUCGUCAGAGAAAGGAGAAGUACAAACCUCUUAUUUUCUUUUGGUGCUACAAACUCCUAGAUUGAGUAUGUGUGGGGAUUUAUAUUUUAAUCCUUAAAACCUAUCAAGAUAGAGGUAGUAUCUCUAACAACUUUUCAGGAGGAAACAGGCUCCAUGAAGAAAUUAACUUGCCCAGAGUCCUUAGCAAAUAUUAGAACUGGGAUUUAAGUGUGACCCAAAACACCCUGUUCUUCCCACAUUAUGCUAUUGUUGGUAGGGAGUAUGGAAUUUUUGAGGUGGAAGGAUAAUAAAAGAAAGAGAAGAAAGGCAGCUACUGCUUCUUUAAGUGGAAGAAAACUUACCAAAGAACCUUCCCCAAGAGGUUAAACACUUUUCUCGUGAGAAAUGACCCAGGAGGCAAUGUGGCCUUACGUUAGGAAAUUUUGCCUCAAUAAUCUUCACUGCCUUUUAAAAUCCUUUCAUAAUGCUAAAAGCUGUCACUGUCAUGGGGAUUAGAAAAGGCAUUUCUACCAGAGUUCUCAUACCUAUUCUAAUCAGAAACCAGUCUGACUCCUUCAGAAUCUUCUUUGGUAAUAUGCACUGAAGAUUUACCCCCAUCUAUUAAUAUAUUACUCAGGCAUCUUACAAAAAGGGUACCUUAACUCAGGUUAGUGGGUGGGGACUAAACAGGAACUUCCAGACAUUUUAAAUUUAAAUGGAUCGUUGUAGCCAAAGGGAUACCCUAAAAAGUUAUGACGAACAGAUAAUAAACGGCUGUGUAUCCUACUUGAAGCAGUUAAGAUUAUCGGGUACGUUAAACCAUCUGCAGUUAGGUUACGUGGAGUUAUCAGUCAAGAAGGCAUCUGUUUGUUUAUAGAACAGGAAAUGGCAAUGAUUCAAAUCGCCAUUAAUUCUGGACUACUGAAGUAGUGUAUCAAACAUUUAGGAGAUUGUUGCUUCUCAAGGUGUGGAUGUUCAUUCUUAUUUUUUCCUUCAUAGAGAAGGGUGGUACAAAAAGCACUCGGGUAUUCUUCAUUCACAAUUUUUAUUUCUUGCAAUUAACUUUUAUAUCUUCAAAGUCGAUUUGUCUUUUAAAAAAUUAAUACUUCUUACUCAUCAUACAAUCCACUCCCCUCCCACAAGGAAAACAAACCCAGGGAAGGAAUAAUUUAGAGGGCAGUUGAAAUAGGUACUAUAGAUUUGUGACAAAGGCUUCCCAGCCCACCAACCUGUACAUAAACAACAAAAUGGCAGCACCUCAAGUUCUCCUGAAUGAAGUCCAAAAUUUCAGCCCUAGGCAAGUGAUGCAAGUGAAUGCCAUGGGAAUAACAAAAUGGAAGUUUAAUCCUUGGCUUCCACUUACUUUCCAUGGUAGUUAGCAGAGUCUUUAAACUGUCUCCCUUGGGAAAGUCAAAAGUAAGCAAAUACAUAGAGCAACAUUUUGACCCAGCCAGGAGUAAUUAUAAGUGAAACCAGAAAUAAUUUACCUGGGCUAGAGAAAUGAAUUUAUCAUGUUUUUCAUUAAGUCCCCAGCACCUGAAGUAGCAAGUUCUAAUAAUGAGCUUCUAAAGGCAUGCAGUUUUUCACACAUCUACUUCAAAGAAUUUCUUCCACUCAAACAUAGCACAAUCAAGGAUAAAAUAUUUUUGGAGGCACAGGAAGAGCACAAAAACAAGUAAGUAUAUGCUGAGGCCUUGUGUAUGACCAAGAUGGUACACUUCAUACACAGAAGCAGUGAAAGCUGUUAAAGUGCUACUUACACAGGAUAGUCUAACAUUACACACAACUCAACUGCACUGCUAAAUAUGGUUGUCUUUAUUUUCUUUUUCCUUGGCCAGCCCUAUCUAAACAAAAUAAAACUACAGGACUGAAAUUAACAACCCAUUAAAAUCAGCAAUAAGUUAUGAAAAUCAUAAAGCUUUUUUUUUUUUAAGUAAUUAAGGGUAGUUAAAUUAUUCAAAGUAUACAAAGU
Messenger RNA from Zalophus californianus (California sea lion), 5169 nucleotides. RefSeq names its product survival motor neuron domain containing 1 (gene SMNDC1). The record is from RefSeq and is a predicted model, not a curated record. Gene Ontology annotation, molecular function: RNA binding. The transcript is spliced from 7 exons. Bases 219 to 935 code for a protein of 238 amino acids. Gene Ontology annotation, biological process: regulation of alternative mRNA splicing, via spliceosome; mRNA processing. Gene Ontology annotation, cellular component: precatalytic spliceosome; nucleus; cytoplasm. Lineage: Eukaryota; Metazoa; Chordata; Mammalia; Carnivora; Otariidae.